AUGAUGAGCGCGGCAUCAUUCGCGAAUCCCAUCGGCGGCCGCCCGCCGCAGUACCGUACUCCGUCCCCUCCUCUACGCGCUGUCGAACCUAUCACUCCAUCCACAACCGCCGAUUUUCACUCCUCUUGGGCCAGCCGCGGCCCUCCUCGAGCUGCCAGCCUUGAUCGCGAUCAACGUCCUUCGAAUCACAAUCGACAUGUCGCCGCAGAAGGUGGUUCACACCAACGAUCGGGCCAUGGCCGCUCAAGCUCGACUAUCGACACACUUGCGACAAUCGCCCUCGCAACGAGUCCUACCUUUACAUCACUCCCUCCCAAUCCGCCCUCCCCCAGCCUUCGGUCCACAAUUCCCUUAUUUCCACCUGACCCCGCAGAGUCUGAACGACCGACGAAGCGGGCACGGUCGGCGAGAAAUACAUCACCCUACCACCCGCGGGCAGGAAUGCUGACAGAAAACCCACACCCAGCUGGGCUUGAAAGUAUGACAACCGAUGCAGAGCUUUUACUCAAUCUCGCGCGGCCUACUAAUUUCCACCCGGGCAACCACACUAAACGAGUCAGCAUCGACGAGACCUACCACCACUACGCAGGCGAUGCAAUUCGUCAGUCCCGAGUUGGGUUUGCUGCCGUUGGACAUCCUGACCAGGUCGAUGUCAAGAUGAAUCACAAUUCCGAGGAUAUACCUCAUGCCCGCAUGCGCUCUCGCUCCGACGGCUCAGCCUUCAUAUCCCGUCCUGCGAUCCGUGGAAUCCGUCCAACUACUAGCUCUGGCACUUUCCCGCCAAUCGUUUGGGAGGAUGAGCACGAAGUCAAAGCCUGGCAUUCACCAGCUGAUACGCCCCAUCAUACUGCUUAUGGAACACACCCUCCAGCCGAUCCCCAAGAACCUCAAUUCCCACAAAAGUCUCUGCCCAUUCCUCCAAAAGUCGAAGAGGAAGAAGGCGACACCAAUCAAGCAAUAUGUGGGGCAUGCCAUCUAGCGCGCAUUCCAGUUGAAACCGAGGAACAGGACGAAGACACGUGGAUCAGUUGCGAUGGGUGCAAAGGAUGGUUCCAUAUCGUUUGUGCCGGUUUCAAAAACGAUCGAGAGGUCCGCACAGUCGACAAGUUUAUCUGUCGGCCAUGUCGAUCGGUUCAUGGCCAAACGACUUUUGUACGCAAGUCCUCGCGGGCCCGGACAGCUAUUGACUACGCAGGCCUGAACCAAGGCCUCGUCAAAGCUGCCACUGACUCGUUGGAGCAUCAUUAUCUUGAGCCCAUUCGACAAGGGAAGAUCCGAUUCCAAGCCGAGAAUUUCCCCCGAAUGAAGCCUGAGCUGGUCACAGCAGAAUACUUUGAGCGAGGAAAUGGGUGGACAGAGCCUAUUGUGAUACCUGCCUGCUGGAACUCGACCGAGCCUGUUUCCUCGGAGAAUCCAGACUUCGAAUCUCUAGUACAGGAGGCUUCGUCUCAGGAGAUGUUCGAUGAUCUUCUCGAGAACCACCCAGAACAAGAGGCCCAUAUCGAAGAAACAGCCGAUUGUGGCCAAGAUCUCUUGGGUAUGGUCAUUCCACGGGGUCUCACUGUCCGUGCUGUGGCAGAGCUUUACGGACCCGAAGAAAGGGUUGAAGUUAUCGAUGUCAAGUCUCAGCAAGGAGAGGACAAGAGGUGGAACAUGCAGAAAUGGGCCGAUUACUACGAAAGCAAUGAGCAGGACAAGCCUGUCAGGAAUGUCAUCAGUUUGGAGGUAUCGCAGAGCAAACUCGGCAGACUGAUCCGGCGACCGAAGGUUGUGCGUGACUUGGAUUUGCAAGAUGCUGUUUGGCCAGAGGAACUGAAGGCAAUUGGCGAAUAUCCCAAAGUGCAGUUCUACUGCCUGAUGUCUGUUGCCGACUGUUAUACCGACUUCCACAUCGACUUUGGAGGAUCUUCAGUGUAUUACCAUAUUCUGAAGGGCAAGAAGACUUUCUUCUUCAUUCCUCCCAAAGACAAACACCUCAAGAAAUACGAGGAGUGGUGCAACUCUCCCGCCCAAGACUCGAUCUUCCUUGGAAACCAGACCAAGGAGUGCUACCGUGUGGAUCUCUCCGAGGGAGACACCAUGCUGAUCCCGUCCGGCUGGAUUCACGCAGUUUGGACUCCGGAAAACAGUUUGGUUAUUGGUGGCAACUUCCUAACCAAACUGAACUACGGGAUGCAAAUCAAGAUACUUAACAUCGAAAAGGAGACCAAAGUGCCCAAGAAGUUCCGAUACCCUUUCUUCCAAAAGAUCCAGUGGUACACGGCUCAAAAGUAUCUGGAUGAUGACCCCGUCCCGCAAAAUGUGAUGGAAGCAUUUAUGCAGGAUGAGAACUAUCGUUUCCACCGUCAAUAUCCAAUUUAUUACGAGUUUGGAGAACGCGCCAACCAGGAACCUCCAGGUUCUCCGCAUCACAAUGCACGUUUUUAUUCACAGGCAGAGCUAGAGGGCUUACUUGAGUUAACUAAGUAUUUGCUACGAACUGCACUCAUUGCGGGUGGUUAUACCGUUGAUGGAGUCAUCUCCAUAGACGUUCGAAACGCGGUUAGACGCUCCAUCCCCAAAGGCACUGGAGAUCCUGUGGACAUGAUCAGGAAAUUCGGAAUUUGGGUCGCCUGGAAACGUGGUAACGAAAAGGCGCCCCUCUGGACUCGACCUGGCGUAAUCGAAAGCAAUCCCAAGGUUUCUAUUGCAGACAAGAAGCCCGCAGGACGACCAAGCCGCCGAUCCGAACGCAACGUCGAUAACCAACGCACAUAUGCGGAAAGACAAGCGGUCCAGUGGCCUUCAGAAGAGGCUCCUGCAACCCCGAAUCAACCAGCCAGCAGCCUUGCUUACGCGCAGUCCGAUGGAAGUGCUACACCGGCGCCAUUCAGUAUUGUUCCAGAAUCGAGCAUCAAAGAUAUUGCUACACCCAAGCCCCGGGCUGUGCAACGAGGCUCGGGUCUUGGUCCUAAGCGAGUUGCUUGUGACGCCUGUCGCAAACGACGCAUUCGAUGCCGACACAAAGAUGAACCGGGUGAUCUGGUGCUCAACGGGCAAGUCGCAGUCAAUGCCUUCACACCGGGCUCUGGGGUGAGCACGCCGUCGUCCUUGGCCCAGGAUGCUGUGUCUGCUUUGAAUUCUUUAGCAGCGAUUGCAUCGCAAACUGGGUUCCAAAAUAAUGGACAUCUUGUUGACCUGGAGCGAUUUGAGAGCUCGGCAAGAUUCCAAUCCGCGGUCAUGGGCAACUCCACGAUAGCCGCCAAUCGUCUCAUUGAUGUGAGCCCUGACGGAACCAAUGGAGGAAAAAAGGGGCGUAGCAAGGCGUGCGAUGAUUGUCGGAAGAGCAAGCGCCGUUGCAUCCACGAUGAGUACGGUCGAAUAGAUCCAAUCAAGGCCCAGGAACGCUCUAAACCUCGUGCGAAUGCUUCCGCCAAACGAGCACGCCCCGCUGAAGAGGAUGACAUGCCUGCUACAGCCAAAAAAGCGAAGCAAGAGAGCACUUCGCCCAUGACACAGCCUGCCGUAUUCUUUGAUCAUGAUGGUGAUGAGCUGAUGGCUCAAGAUGACCUGAUGGAUGCUUAUGAUCACGAGCCUUUCAGUCAAAUUGACUCAGCUAAGCAUCUGCCUGAGGCAAAUCAGGCACCUCAGAAUCAAGCUCUGUACGCAUCACCACCUGCUUUCCAGACCGAGUCUGUGGAUGCAAAGGAAUUAAAUUCCGUGUCUGUGUCUUCUUCCAAGCCAAACACCUCCUUGGUGUCACCGCCCACGUCGCUGGCCGACGAGAUGGACGGGGUCCAAGAGGGAGAGGCCGUGCAGUCUGUGGAAGGGGAGGUGUCAACUGAUCUCCACACACCCAACUCCAGCUCUCGUCAUUCGUCUCGCCAACCUCGAAACGUCGAUCGGUUCGCACCCGAUUCAACUACAGCCCGGGCUCCGAAGCAAGCGGCACGAGCCACGUCUUCCACGAUCGGGGCUCGCAAAACUACUCCUGUUCCAGCAUCGACAAGGAAGCCUUCAUCACGUCCCUCGUCUUCACAUGCAAAGAAGAGCUCUCCGAUGUAUGAAAAGCACUUCCACCGCCACGCCCCUACAUCAUUAUCUCCCCGUCAACACAAGCAUACUCAGCACAUCACGGGGGAUGAAGAUGCAGACGAGGAAAGUCUUCGUUUGAUACGAGAGCUCCAGGAACAAGAAUUUGGUCUGCGGAAACGAUCGACAAGGGUUUAG
Penicillium expansum is the source of this 4209-nucleotide messenger RNA. It is a transcript of the gene jhd1, whose product is annotated as [Histone H3]-lysine-36 demethylase. Bases 1 to 4209 code for a protein of 1402 amino acids. NCBI's taxonomy places the organism in Eukaryota, Fungi, Ascomycota, Eurotiomycetes, Eurotiales, Aspergillaceae. The record is from RefSeq and is a predicted model, not a curated record. The transcript is spliced from 2 exons. Gene Ontology annotation, biological process: protein demethylation; regulation of transcription by RNA polymerase II. Gene Ontology annotation, molecular function: transcription coregulator activity; DNA-binding transcription factor activity, RNA polymerase II-specific; zinc ion binding.